This is a messenger RNA of Ipomoea nil (Japanese morning glory), 931 nucleotides long. Its product is annotated as protein C2-DOMAIN ABA-RELATED 4-like. Lineage: Eukaryota; Viridiplantae; Streptophyta; Magnoliopsida; Solanales; Convolvulaceae. The record is from RefSeq and is a predicted model, not a curated record. The transcript has 3 exons. Bases 122 to 616 code for a protein of 164 amino acids.
GCGUACAUGUCGACCUUCUUCAACGUCUUUGAAAACUGUCUCUCUCGCAUGGAAGCAUCUGAUCUUCGCCUACAACGCGGGGAGAAGAAGGGCAUCAACGCAGAACGUCAUCGAUUCUGUAAUGGAAGAAAUCUUAGGAAUUCUCAAAGUUCAUAUCAAACGAGGUGUCAACCUCGCCGUUCGCGAUAUGAGGAGCAGCGAUCCCUACAUUGUUGUCAAGAUGGAUCAACAGAAGAUGAAGACUCGUAUUGUACAGAAGGACGUCAAUCCUGAAUGGAAUGAAGAUCUUACCCUUACUGUCACAGAUCCUAACACUCCCAUUACGCUGACGGUGUACGAUCACGACACAUUCACGAUGGACGACCUAAUGGGAGACGCAGAGUUCGACAUUAAGCCAUUUCUAGACGCCCUGCAGAUGAAUUUAGAUGGGUACCCGAGUGGCACCGUGAUCACACGAAUACUACCGUGCAGGGCUAACUGCCUGGCCGAGGAGUCGUGUGUGGUCUGGAAAGACGGCAUGGUCUCGCAAGAUAUGUGCCUGCGAUUGAGAAACGUAGAGUGCGGCGAGGUGGAGCUCCAACUUCAGUGGAUUAACCUCCCUGGCCAGUUAGGUUGAAAACUUGAAACUUGAAAGAGAGCAGCACCCACCACUCUCUCUUCUUCUUCAAAUCUCUACUGCUGUUCUGUUAAGCAUUUGGUUCAUAGCCCCAAUGUCACAUAAAAUGGACCUCUAUGACCAUUUAUGUAAGUUAUGUAUCUUAACAUGCAUAUAUCAUAUAUGGGCCCUCAAAUAUUUCAUUUAUUAUUAUUUUUCUUUUUUAAAUUUUCAUGAGAUAAAUGUACUCAAAAUCUUCUUCUUCUUUGUAAUAAUAAUAAGAUUGUAAUUUUACAUAAGAAUGGAUUAUAAUUUAUACCUGCCUUCUUAUUUCCA